This is a messenger RNA of Pseudomassariella vexata, 2508 nucleotides long. RefSeq lists its product as uncharacterized. The record is from RefSeq and is a predicted model, not a curated record. Gene Ontology annotation, biological process: regulation of DNA-templated transcription. The transcript has 4 exons. Bases 123 to 2372 code for a protein of 749 amino acids. Lineage: Eukaryota; Fungi; Ascomycota; Sordariomycetes; Amphisphaeriales; Pseudomassariaceae. Gene Ontology annotation, molecular function: DNA-binding transcription factor activity, RNA polymerase II-specific; zinc ion binding.
UCCUGUCGCUCUAGCUGCCUUGCCCGCGUUUCCUGCCCCGGUCGGCUCGUUCCCCUUAGACACGAAUUGCCCCUGUACAGAUUGAUCGUGGCCCAUAAAACGAUCAAAUUAAAUCAAAUCAAAUGGCAGAGGCACAGGAACAGCCACAGGCGAGACCUCAGCCUGAAGAACCAAGUCCAAAUCAUGGCCUGCCUACAGUGAGUAGUAGUCUGGGCAAUGAGCCAUUACUGGAACUGUCCCCGUCCCAGCCAGAAGCGACAUCCACCCAGGUACAUACACAGCCAGAGCCACUGGCACCGGCGCAAGCACAGGCUCAGGCUCAGGCACACGUCGCAGAUCACCACCAAGCACAAGUCAAGCAGGAAGGAGAACAUAAUCAGCAGCAGCUGCUGCGGACGGAGGACGACGCGGAGGCACCCACACGGCCACUGCAAGGAGUGGUCGGGUCAGAUCCUGCAGAAAACGAGGCAGCAGAGAAACUUCAGGCUCAGGCCAUCAGUCCUGCGGACGCGAUUAACUCGAUCUUGACGACAUCCGCUCCUUCCACAGCCUCAACAACUGCAUCUACCACAGUCGCUACCGAUACGCCGCCAUCGUCUGCCGUUACCAACGGCGCUCCAGCAGAACACGGCCAGCAGAACGGCUCUGCGCCGCCGUUGUCGCCGCCAUCCGCCAUGUCGAACCAUCCACAGCACCCUGGGCAUCCGCGGCAGCCCAUGACCUACCCAAAUCAGACUUAUGCUGCCCCUGGCAUGAAUGCGCAAUACGGAUACCCAAAUCCGGCGGGACAGUCUGCCGACGCCUAUCGAGGGAGUCCGACGGCGGGCAGUAAUCCCAUGUCGCUACCUAGCUACGGGCAACCAGUUCCUGGUGUUCCUCUUCCCGGGAAUCCGUACGGGCUUCCUCCCGAUGCAAUGGGCCCACGAUAUGCGCUACCGCCAAGCGACCCCAGAGCCGUGCUCGCCGGUGGACGUCACAAGAAGGAAAUCAAACGUCGAACGAAGACGGGCUGUUUGACGUGUCGCAAACGACGAAUAAAGUGUGACGAAACGCAUCCAGUCUGUAAGAAUUGCCAGAAGUCGAAGCGCGAUUGUCUGGGAUACGACCCAAUUUUCAAACAACAGCAACAACACCCCACGAACAUACAACCUGCGCCGAACCACCCGAAUCCUUCCGCGUCUGUCCCCUCUAACGGACCUGCCUCCGCGACCCCCUCCGUCCCGAGCCAUUCGGCAGCCUACUCCAAUCUACCGUCAGUGCUCUCUAGCAAUAUCAAGGGUGAGGGUGUUGAUUACUCCUCCGCUAUUGAUCCUGCUCUUGAAGGCGUUAGCGCAACUGCGAGUACGUCGACAUCUCAUUUCCCAGCAAUCAACCCUCUUGACCCGAACACCCCACGCGCACCUCAUAUCAGAGGCGGUGGCCCCUCCUUUGUCCCCUUCCAUGAUUCUGCUUCGCAAACCACCACACCGAACCAGAGAGGAACCCCGGCUUACUCUGGAUAUUCAGCCAAGAUGAAAGUCAGCGAACUCGUUGCGCUCGGCGGCAUUACGCCCCCACAACUUCCGAGCUCCCCUUCACAAGAGAUCCUAGACGAUAUACGGAACCUCUACAGGGAAAUAUACGGACCUGGCCUCGAGAACUUUCUAGAGACGAAAUGGUUCACGAAUGAAAACGCCGUCAACGCUGUCAUAUCCCACAAGGGAGUUACCGACCUGAUAGCAGGUUUCCUGGGUACUCUGGGUGAUCUCAACGAUGCGGCCGCCAUGAAUUACUCAGCAAAUCUUGAAUUCUUCAUCGUCUGGGACCUCACUUGCCUUGCAUACUCCCCCGAAACGGGGUUCAAUACUGGGCCGGCUUUACCGGCUGAAGAUGAUCCGCUCGAGACAAGGAACAGAAUUGCAGUUCUCGACACUCUGCUAUCAGGUGAUUACCUUGAGGCAAACCCGCUAUUACCACCUCCAGCUCAGGGUGACUACCAACGACUCAGACAAUACGAAUUCUGGCAUCAUCUUGGGGAGUUCUUGCGUAUUAGAGAUGAGCCUAAUGUGGACAUGACGCCCUUGCGAGACCAGAUUCUGGGUCAGAUGCGCAACCUACUAGAUGGACGCGAGAACCGGGACGUUCUGUACUCUAUUGCGAUUAUGCGCGCCCUCGCGCCUAAUUUCCCACCCGAUUUCGAGAGCACACUUCCCCCACACCUUGACGAAAGCGACCCAAAGAACAAGCUCGCCGUCGCACGUAAGUUCAUUCAGGACGAAUCCAAGGUGACAGGGGGGACAACCAACGUUGUUCGUCGCUAUGCCGAACUCGCUUCGCGGGCUUUCAUUGCACCUGGAGGCAAUGUUCCUAGACGCCCGAACGGAGUGUUAUGACAGUGUCGGCGGCCGGCGGAAGCCGUGGGAUUGUACAAAUAGAUACCCCUUUCUUUGCCAGUUGGACACUUAACUGCAUUCCAACCGGGUCAUGUUAUACCUCGCAUCAGCCGCCUUCAGACGCCGAACCCCCCAA